UGCAGAGGGAGUGGGCGUUAUUGCCAAGACGGCUCCAUUUUGUUUUGAAUUGUUUCGUCAUUUUAGACGUUGAAAUCGCUGAAGAGGAUCCUGAAGAUGAGCGGACGUCGCGUUUUCAUUGGCCGGUUGAGCCCCUCCGCUAGAGAGAAGGAUGUGGAGAGGUUUUUCAAGGGAUAUGGGAAAAUCCGGGAUAUUGACCUGAAAAAGGGCUUUGGAUUUGUGGAAUUCGACGAUCCCCGGGACGCAAAAGAUGCAGUAUAUGAGCUAGACGGUAAACAGCUCUGCAGUGAAAGAGUGACCAUCGAGCAUGCCCGCAUGCGCUUGCGUGGGGGACGAGGGCGUGGUGGGGCCGGACGCUUCCCGGGCCGCUUUGCCAGGGAGUCACGGGACGGGGGUCGGAGGAACCCUCCUCCUCUCCGCACAGAGAACCGCCUCAUUGUGGAGAACUUGUCCUCGCGAGUCAGCUGGCAGGAUCUGAAAGACUUCAUGAGACAGGCCGGAGAGGUCACGUUUGCGGACGCCCAUCGGCCACAUCUCAACGAAGGGGUUGUUGAGUUUGCCUAUCACAGCGACCUGAGAAAUGCUCUUGAUAAGCUCUCCGGGAAGGAAAUCAAUGGGAGGAAAAUUAAGCUGACAGAAGCAGUUAAGAAGAGGUCCAGGACACGCUCUCGCUCUGGCAGCUCCUCCCUCUCCUCUCGCUCUGCUUCCAGGAGCCGCUCCAGGUCCUACAGCCGCUCCCGUUCCCGCUCUCGCUCUGCCUGCAGUUCCCCUGCCCAGGGCAGGGAGCCCAAGCCUGCUUCCACACCCAAACUGGGAACUCCUCCUACCCCUCAGGAGCAUGCACGCCCUCAGUCACCCGCCCAGUCCCCGCCUCGGUCCCCCUUCAGUUCCCCUUCCCGUUCACCCUCCCACUCUCCUUCCUGUUAGAGCGGGUACUGCCAACCUCCCACUUAAAUCGGUUUUUUGUCAGUAAUGCUGGCAUUUGGACUGCAUUUCCCAGCAGCACUCUCCACCUCCACAUGCUGGACGUGUCCCUACCAACCCUUGUUUGUUUGUUGGAUUUUUGUAGUGUAGUUUUGGGAGAGUCUGCGGAAAGGCUCUUUUGACACUGUGGCUGUGAGUUUGUAGUGAAUUAUGCACGCAUUGGUAGAAGGACAGGUGUAACAUUUGGACUGUCAGAGGUGACGAGUUACUGCUAUUCUGAAGCACUGUCCCCAAAACAUCUCUGUCAAAUUAUUUGUUUCCUAAGCAGUGAUAUUGGGACCAGUCUUUAAUACUUAUUCUGUCAGAGAAGUCUUCAUUUUACAAGAAGUUUCAGUGGUAUCAUUCUGUGGAAACAGGAGGAGAACAUUUCUUUUUGUAGGGUCCACAGUAAUCUUUUUACAUUGUUGAGCAUCAGGGUACAGUUGUAAUAAGCUACAGUAUCACUUAUUAACAAUUUGCAUUCAACCAGUUGGAAAUGGGAACCUUCAGUCAAUAUCGUAAAUACUUUGUGUACAACCUGACAAUAAAAAUAUGCUUAGUAAAAA
Messenger RNA from Megalops cyprinoides (Indo-Pacific tarpon), 1529 nucleotides. RefSeq names its product serine and arginine rich splicing factor 5b (gene srsf5b). The transcript has 8 exons. Lineage: Eukaryota; Metazoa; Chordata; Actinopteri; Elopiformes; Megalopidae. Gene Ontology annotation, molecular function: mRNA binding. Bases 97 to 927 code for a protein of 276 amino acids. The record is from RefSeq and is a predicted model, not a curated record. Gene Ontology annotation, cellular component: cytoplasm; nucleus; ribonucleoprotein complex.